Molecule: messenger RNA, 1392 nt
Organism: Rhipicephalus sanguineus (brown dog tick)
Lineage: Eukaryota; Metazoa; Arthropoda; Arachnida; Ixodida; Ixodidae
Product: sulfotransferase ssu-1
Exons: 3
Coding region: 96-1034 (312 amino acids)
Biological process (GO): sulfation
Cellular component (GO): cytoplasm
Molecular function (GO): sulfotransferase activity
Source: RefSeq, a predicted model, not a curated record
AGUGCUUUCUGCGCGGCAAGGCGAGUUGACGACGCGGUUCCUUCGUUAUUCCAGUUCCUUGGAGCGUAGACUCCUCGACAACUCAAAGCUUCGUCAUGAGCUCAAGAGGUGUCUACAGAGAUGUGAGUGGCAUCUACUUGUCCUGGCCAUUCCAGGACCACAUCAUCAUGGAAGUUCUCGAUUACAAACCGAAGCAAGGGGAUGUGUUCGUCGUCUCCUACCCCAAGUGCGGCACAACAUGGACGCAGCACAUUAUCUACGCCAUAUUUAACAAUGGCAAAUCACCCAAGAACAUGGACGAGUUCAUGCUGAGGUCACCCUUCAUGGAGAUGAUCGGCGUGGGAGCCGUGGAGUCGAUGCCGCGACCCGGAGCGAUAAAGACGCACCUUCCUUUCUCAAAGCAGCCGUACUCUCCACAGGCCAAGUAUAUAUACGUCAGCCGCAACCCGUACGACUGCUGCGUAUCGUACUUCUACCACUGCAAGUCGUUCCCCACGUACUACCUCACCGAUGCUACCUUCGACACCUUCUUCGACAUGUUCGUCGAAGGAAAAGUCGAGUUCGGCGACUACUUCGAGCACCAGAUUUCGUGGUACGACCACAGGAACGACGACAACGUGCUCUUCAUCACCUACGAAGAACUGAAGAAGGACCCGCGCUCCGGUAUACUCAAGAUUGCCGAUUUCCUGGGAGAUAACUACGGAAAAAAACUACGAGAGGAACCGGACAUGUUGGACAGGGCGCUGGACGCGUCCAGCGUGAAAACUAUGAGGGGAUUCAACGAGGAAUUCACAAAAUGGGGCGUUAAGGCCAGGGAGAUAUUGGAAGCGACGGGAAGGUACCGGCAGCACGACGCCGAAACACUGGAAGCGCUGGCGAAGCCAAUGACGGGUGAGUUCGUGCGGAAAGGAGUCGUCGGGGAUUGGAAGAACCACUUCACGUCCGACCAAAUAAAGCGUAUGAAAGACAGGAUAGCUUUCAAGACUAGGAAUAGUACCCUGAUGAGUCUGUGGAAAGACGUUGACCUCCCGUAAAACCCGGAUUUGUUUUGUUGCGUGCGAUCGUAUAUCAAGCAUCUGCAACUGCCGAUAACUCGACUGGGCGUCGUAUCGCGUCACGGCGUUCGUUUGCGGACAAGAAACGUCGCGAGCUUGAUACGAGGCGGCUGUGAUGGUGGACAACACAUUAUUGGCCCAUAGCUCAAAUGCUUGUAAGCCUAGAUUUAGCUUGCCUUCCACAGCCAUAGGAGAGCUGGUGUAAAGCUUGCCAGAGCAUGUUAAGUUGUGCUUCGGAAUGUUGGAACGCUUAUUAGUAUUUACAUUUAGGAAUUGGGAAUUAACCAUCUCUUGAUUGUUGAAAGAGCCAUAUUAGUUUUGAGUAUAUAAUUGACUU